Messenger RNA from Microplitis mediator, 1296 nucleotides. RefSeq lists its product as uncharacterized. Gene Ontology annotation, cellular component: nucleus. Lineage: Eukaryota; Metazoa; Arthropoda; Insecta; Hymenoptera; Braconidae. The coding region runs from base 1 to 1296 and encodes 431 amino acids. The record is from RefSeq and is a predicted model, not a curated record. Gene Ontology annotation, molecular function: DNA binding. The transcript has a single exon.
AUGGCUGGGCGUAACUGGUGUCGGGCUUUUCUCAAGCGUCAUGCAAAAGAGUCAUCAAUACGCAAGCCACAAUCAACAUCUAAAUAUCGAGCUAUUGGUUUUAAUAAAAUUGCAACUCAAAAUUUUUAUGAUCUGUUAGAAUCAGUAAUUAUUAAAUAUAAACUUACACCUGACCGAAUUUAUAAUGCUGAUGAAACCGGAGUUACAACUGUUCCUAAGCAUCAGUCAAAGAUUAUAGCACCUAAAGGAAAGAAGCAAGUUGGUGUUUUAAUUUCGGCAGAUCGAGGACAGUUGGUUACGAUAGAGAUUUGCGUAUCGGCUGCUGGAACUUAUUUGCCUCUUAUGUUUGUACUUCCUCGAAAGAAGUUACCCGCUCGAUUAUCUGAAAUACUUAUUGAUAAUUGCUGGGCCCAAUGCCAUUCUAGCGGUUGGAUAACGAGUGAGCUAUUUUUCAAAUGGUUUGUUUCGUUCGUUGAAAUUGUCCAACCAACAGAAGAAAGACCUGUUUUAUUAGUUUUAGAUGGACACACGACCCAUACACAAAAUUUGGAUGUUAUAAAUUAUGCCAGAAAACAUCACAUAAUUAUAAUAUGCUUGCCUCCUCACUGCACGCAUCGACUCCAACCUCUAGAUGUGAGUGUCAUGCGUCCAGCUUCGAUAGCAUAUUCUGAUGCAGUUAAACAACGGUUGAGAGAGCACCCCGGUCGUGUCGUGACAGCCAAUGAUAUACCUCGAAUUUAUGGUGAAGCUUUAAAAUCUGCUGCGAAACCUGAAACCAUCAAAAAUGGCUUCAAAAAAACCGGAAUCUGGCCUUUCAACAGAUCAGUUUAUUCUGACGAAGCUUUUGUCGCUGCUGGUACUUCAACCCCGGAGAUUCCAUCGAGUAAUGCUUCUACUGCUACUAGUACUACUGCAACUAAUACUGAUGAUGAUGACGAUGAUGAUGAUGAUGGUGAUAAAGCCAAUGUUAGUAGCAGCAGUGAUGAAGAAAUGCAGGAGGUUACCAAUAAAAUGACCAAUGAUCAUAAUAACGAAGCUGCUGAUGCUGAUGACGAUGAUGCUUAUGAUUGUGAUAAUAAUGACGAUGAUGAUGGACCCGAAUUGCAGUGUCUUAGUCAGAGAAUAAGUUCAAUUUCGAUGAUGGCGGAUCAAAUAGUAACCGAUGAUUUUCAAACUCAGUCACGCGGUGAAGAUAUUGAAGAAGAAAAAGAAAACGAAGAAAUUGUUGCUCAUUCUUCAAGGAUGACUGCUAACGAAUACAAGUGCCAAUUUCUUCGUGAAGCUUAUGGAGACUAG